AUGCAAGGUUCACACAAGCGUCGAUUUCCAUCGCCCCGAAAAGUUCGGCAAUGGUGUUACGUGUUUCUGGUCUUCACUGUGCUAUUCAUAUUGAUCAAAACAUGGCCUCGAUCAGUGAUCUUGCAAAUCCCCCAACGUGACAAUGAUGCUCCUCACCAGUUAUUAUCGCAUAGAUUGAGCCAUCUUUUGCGCGCGGAAUUCAGUCGAUUAAUACGUCAUGACAUUCCGGCUGUGGAAGAUGUGGGUGAGACUAUGUUGCGUGAUUGGGUUACAUUGGAGCAAAAGUUUUGUAACCAGAUUGUCGAUAACUACAGUCAUCCGUUUGCCACUGACGCUUGCCAGUACAGCUGUGAACACAAAGAUGAUGGGACAGGAACCAGUCCAAGCUAUGUGCGUCGCAAUUUGCUCGUGAUCCCAUUUCGUGAUCGAUAUGAACAUCUACGAGAACUGAUUCCCCGGUUGGAAUAUUUGUUGAACAAGCAGAAUAUUUGCUACUUGAUAGUUGUUGGAACUGAACCAUUCAACAAGGGUAAGCUUAUGAAUGCGGCUUUUGUGGAAGCCUUACAAUGGUUUCCAUUUCACUGUAUCACCUUACAUGACGUGGACCUUCUUGCUUUAUCAGACGACACUCCUUAUACUUGCCCCACGUUUCCGCAACACACAAGUGUAAAUAUUGAUAAAUUUCACAGCAGAUUACCCUAUAUCGAACUGGUCGGGGGCAUAUUGUCCUUGCCAAUCAAAGUCUAUCUACGUGUCAAUGGAUUUUCCAAUCUGUACUGGGGUUGGGGUGCUGAAGAUGACGACAUGUAUGAACGAUCACAAAUCUUGGCACUCGGUGAGGCUCGUUAUCGGCUGGACGGUUUGAACAGUUUAAACUACACACUGGUUGAUCAAAAGAUGCAAUUCUACGACGACACUCUGGUAGGCAAUAUGACCGAUAAAAAACCGCGAGAGGAUUCUGCGGCUCAACACUGGUUGAUUCACUUGAANUUGAAAAUCGAUGUUGGUCAAGCACCCGCAUGGCUAGGAAACACAAAUUUGCGUGUAUAA
Messenger RNA from Echinostoma caproni, 1050 nucleotides. Lineage: Eukaryota; Metazoa; Platyhelminthes; Trematoda; Plagiorchiida; Echinostomatidae. The record is from the annotation of a GenBank genome assembly.